UAUUCGAAGGGAGAUUACCUGGCGUACACCAUGGUGCAUCUACACUACAGCAAGUCAUAGUGUAGCUGUAACCUGCCAGUUACCUGGUAACUACUGAGCAGACUCUACUGUAGCACUAUUAGCAUUAUCCUGUCAUCCUAGCGAUCAAAGCGACUCUCGUAGAAGGUUUUUGUAAACCACGCUGAAAGACUGCUGGGCGGUGGUGGCUUUGUCGAGAUUUGACCGUUCCCUAAGGCAGAAUGCUCUGUGGCUAGGUGUUUCGUCGAAUCAUUCAUUGGCCAUGGAGCUAGAAGUAGAACCACUUUGUCGUCACGUGUAGCUUGAAAUACGAGUCGUAGUUAGUUCGCGGUGUGCAUAUAUCUGCAAACACCUACUCCCUAGCGACAGGUAACGUCAGUAGCGAUCGAUAUCGUGAUAAUGGACCAAGCAGCUGCCCUGGGACUGGGAGAGUCGCGGAAAGUCAAGGAACCGGUGGCGUACUUGCAUGAACUACGGGGACAUGCUGGGCCGGUGCGGGAUGUGCGGUUCUGCCACAAGGAUGAGCAUGUGUUGACGGCGUCCGAUGAUGCCACAUUACAACUAUGGGACAGGAAGAGCGAGUUCUCAAUCAGCACUUUCCAUCACACGCAAAACCAGCCGGUCACCGCGUGCGAUCUCAACAACGAGCAAGAUCGCAUUCUGUCAUCAUCCUGGGACCAGACACUGCGACUGUGGAGCCUGGAGACAGGAAAAGAAAUAUGGGGAGCAGAGCAUGACUGUCUUCUGACUGGCUGCACACUGGAGCACAGUAGUGACGUGCCACUGGCACUCAGCUCUGGUGACAACCGCACCGUGUACAUGUGGGAUACGGGUAGGAAACCGAACAGCCCGGUGCAUGCCUUUACAGGUCAUACCAACACGGUGACGUCAUGCCAGAUGAAUGCCGAGCGCAACAUUGUCGUAUCCACCUCUAUGGACCAAACCACUGCUAUAUGGGAUAUGCGUAUGCCUCACCGACUCCUCAUCAGCCUCAAGGACCACAUCAACGCUGUGUGCAGUUGUCACAUGACCAGGUGCGGCCGCUUCUUAGUGACGUCCGGUUAUGACAGGGUGUGUUACGUCUAUGACAUCGCCACCGGUAUGUACAGGAAAACUGGACCAGCAUCACUGGCCAUCCACGAAGGUUGCAUAGGUUGUUGUCGCUACAGUCCGAACAGCAAGUACAUUGUCACAUGUGGCUACGAUAACUUGUUUGCCGUGUGGAGUACAACCGACUAUGGCAUGUACUACAAGUUGAAGAACGGACACGAUGACUGGAUACUGGCAGCCGAUUUCUCGGAUGAAGAAGACUGGCUAGCGACUGCAUCAAGGGAUGGUUCUGUGAGGAUCUGGACUGCAAACACACCACCCACUGAGACAUAUACCGACCCGCGCAAGAUGCUCGGCCUGAACAUUGACAAGUGCAUCCGGUGUGGACGAGACUUCUCCGCCGUCAACGGUGCAGGCAGAGGAUCGGCGCCAGCAGCGAACGCUGGUGGCAAACAGGAGGCGCCCGGCUGGUGCGUCAUCUGCAGGCUCAAGCACCCGUCGCGUGCGUUUGGUAACCUGGAGCACGAGGAAACGAUGGCGCGUAGUAAGGAGCGGAAACGAUCAGCGCCGAAAAGUGCACGUUCAGUAAAAUCAUGACCACUUGAAGUGUACAUGGCACAACCGAAGAUCAACUUCAAAUGACCGGGCAGCGUGACAUUCAAACGUAAUGGAUAUGUUGGGAAGUGCAUCAUGACGGAAUGGAGGAAUGGUACUAACUUAAGCGACAACCACUCAGGGUGGAUCAUGUUCUCGUUACACUAUUGGUGAUACGGUACCAAUUGAUGGUGGUGAUAGCGCCGAGCCUUCAUUGAGACAGUCUUUGAUCAAAUGUACUCUGCCGCCUGCACGCACAUUGUGUAGACACGUGGAGAUUCAACGUGUUCAGGCCCUUCGUCGGCUGUGUUUGUGUGUGACAGCACACGUGCAGCUUUAAACUUGAUUGGUUCGUUGUCUGGCAAGCGUGCUCAAACGGGCUGCGCUGAGCAGUGGCCUACACGACGACGGUCCCGGGUGUGCUACAACAAUGUAAAGUUACAAUGCACACUGUGACGUGUACAGUACACACUGACACCGGAUUCAUAAACAUGUCCAGUGCACGCUGAUACGCUCAUCAUGGACAUGUUACAGUUACGUACGGUGUGUGUACCGGCAGCAGUGACAUGGCAUGGCCAUGUACAGUGCACAUUGCCACCACCGCAGAAUCACUAUGAAGCCACAGUGUAUUGGAUCACCUGCAGAGCUCAACCCGCAUUCUCUUCAGCCGAUAGUCUGGAGAAGAUGUUAUACACAUUACUAGUACUAGUGUCACUCAAGUACAAUGCACUGCAGUACUGUUCUAUACUGGUAGAUACUGAGCACUAUCUGAAUUGUAGCUGCUGAGAAGCUCUGUGUGUGCGUGUGUGUGACGGUGUGUGUGUGUGU
Molecule: messenger RNA, 2490 nt
Organism: Sycon ciliatum
Lineage: Eukaryota; Metazoa; Porifera; Calcarea; Leucosolenida; Sycettidae
Product: WD repeat-containing protein 88-like
Exons: 12
Coding region: 418-1665 (415 amino acids)
Molecular function (GO): protein binding
Source: RefSeq, a predicted model, not a curated record